CCUUCUCUGCAAACACAAAACGUAAAAGUCACGCAGGAAAAGUUCACGAACCGCUAGUUCUUCCUUCCCCACCCGACCCAGAUACUGACCAGUAUGCCCAGCCACGGAGCCCCACGUGCGCAGGACGCGCAGGCGGGGCCAGCGGCUCAACAACCGCAUGGAGACGCCCUUCAGGGCCAUGAAAUCAGGGAGGGGCGAGCGAUGCAACGACGGCCACCUGGAGGAGCGGGGACGUCGGGCCGAAUGGCUCCCCACCUGUGGAGUCGGCUCCCUAGCGUACCGCGUUCCUGGGACCUCCAGCUCACCCGAGAGGCAGCAAAGCAACUGACCAAAGCGUUUGACCUCAGCCGCAGGGGCUGCAGCCAAUCAGCUGAGGGCAGAGAGGAGCCCUCCAAGGGGCCCAGAGAGCCUCAGAGCCCACGAGGCAGCCAAGGGAGAGGAGGCCUGAGGUGCAGGGUGAGCACCAGCCAGCCAUGGCCACAGCUGAGACUGCCUUGCCCUCCAUCAGCACGCUGACCACCCUGGGCCCCUUCCCGGACACGCAGGAGGACUUUCUCAAGUGGUGGCGUUCCGAGGAGGCACAGGACAUGGGUCCGGGUCCCCCUGAACCCACCGGGCUGCCCCUUCACGUGAGCCUAGAGUCGGAAGACCAGCCUAGGGAGAAUGAAGACAUUGAGAAGGACGUGGCCGCCGACUGGGACCUGCAUCUUUUUCUUACCAACUUUCCAGUCCCGGAGCCAGGGGUUGAGCCCCGAACCUGUGCUCCGAUGUCCAAUGCGGGCCCUGGGCCGCAAUUCCCACAGCCGCCUGAGACUCUGGGCCCCUAUACCGGUGGCCCGGAGUUUUCGGCUGGGCUCUUGGGUUCCGAGGAGCAGGCAGGGUGGGUGCGCCCUGCCCCAGGGUCGACUGCCACCAACCCCUUCAUGGCAUCUGCCAUAGCCCUGGCCCCGGCCCCCGAGCCCAAGGCACUGCCGCUGCAGCCAGUAUACCCAGGGUCAGGUGCGGGCUCUUCGGGUAGCUACUUCCCGCGGACCGGGUUUUCCGUGCCCGCGGCUCCGGGCGCCCCCUACGGGCUGCUUUCGGGGUAUCCCGCGCUGUACCCAGCGUCGCAGUACCAAGGGCACUUCCAGUUCUUCCGUGGGCUCCGGGCGCCUUCGCCUGGUCCCGCCGCGACCCCAUCCUAUCUGAAUUGUGUGGGACCUGGGACAGUGGGCACAGGACGCAGGGGGCCCGCAGGAGACCCAUGCGUAACUACAGAUGUCACUCCACCGAAGCGCAGUCGGCCCUUGUGCGCGCGCAAGAGACAGGCCGUGCACACGUGCGCGCACCCGGGGUGCGGCAAGAGCUACACCAAGAGCUCCCACCUGAAGGCGCACCAGCGUACGCACACGGGGGAGAAGCCAUAUGCCUGCUCGUGGGAUGGCUGCGGCUGGAGGUUUGCACGCUCUGACGAGCUGACCCGCCACUACCGGAAACACACAGGACAGCGUCCCUUCCGCUGCCAGUUAUGCCCGAGUGCUUUUUCGCGCUCGGACCACCUGGCCUUACACAUGAAGCGCCACCUUUAAGCCCUGCCCUGGUACUUGGAUCCUGCCAGGAAGUGAGGAAUAGAACAAAAGUGGAUCCAUGCAAGGUUGUUUUCCCAAGGACAGGACCCUUGUUUGAACUCAAGACCCCACAAAUCCUCGGAAAGAUCGAGAACUGACACAGGCAAACCUAGGGGAGUCUCCAAACACAGGGAGCCACACAGAAAUAUCUAAUCGUCACACAGACCCAGCACGACAGACCAUCAAAUAAAUGGACUCAAGUGGACCCUCAGACCAGCUUGCAGGAAGCCCUGGAUUGCGGGAGGUGGGGUGAUGUGAGGUUUCCCAGAGACCCAGGGUCUGCAAGGGGGCUUCCACUGUUUCUCCUGAAGUUCCGCAUCCAUUGUGAAUGGUUAUGGGUCCUAUAAAA
Molecule: messenger RNA, 1956 nt
Organism: Sciurus carolinensis (gray squirrel)
Lineage: Eukaryota; Metazoa; Chordata; Mammalia; Rodentia; Sciuridae
Gene: Klf1
Product: KLF transcription factor 1
Exons: 4
Coding region: 474-1568 (364 amino acids)
Biological process (GO): regulation of transcription by RNA polymerase II
Molecular function (GO): RNA polymerase II cis-regulatory region sequence-specific DNA binding; DNA-binding transcription factor activity, RNA polymerase II-specific
Source: RefSeq, a predicted model, not a curated record